AUGGGAGAAAGCUGUGACGUAGACAUAGAUGAAUGUGCCGCUGAAGUAAAGGAAUGUGAAAAAGAAAACACUGUUUGUAUUAACACCCCUGGGGACGCCGUUUGUGUAUGUGAAGGAGGGUUUGUGUUGAACGAGACAACAUUAGAAUGUGAAGAUAUCGAUGAAUGCCAACGGGACCAUAACUGUACUCUAUCUGGGCAAGAAUGUGUCAACACACAAGGAAACUACUCCUGUGAGUGUAAGAAGGGUUACAAUGGUGACGGUCUGUCAUGCACAAUGUGCAGCAACAGCACCUAUGGGGAAAAUUGCUCCUCGCAUUGUACAUGCAACGUAACUAACACGGAGGUUGUUUCGGACUUUCAAAGUUGCCAAACUGAAAACGGACAGUGCACAUGUAAACAAGAAUGGGAAGGCACAGGUUGUGAUAGGGAUAAAAAUGAAUGUCUGAACGACACAAUUUGUUCCGGGGUUGAAAACGCUGGUUGCCAUAACUUGCAUGGGAACUACUCAUGUGACUGUUUGAGAGAUUAUGAACAUGUUAACGGAACCUGUAUUAGGCAUAACAAAACAGCAGAAGUUCAACCAGACAGUGCCAUACAAAUUGAGGUUGAAAUAAGUUUUAACUGGCCAACGUCUGGGUUAAAUUUCAACGUGAGCAGCACUUACAAAGAAUAUAGAACGGAAGCAGAACGAAUGCUAGAAGACUAUUAUAAAGAACGGUUGAAUGCAGAUAUUGACAUCUUUAUCAAGAACAUAUGGUGGUCUGGUUCAAUUCACUGCGUGUUUGUGGUGACAUAUUCGAAGGAAGAUCCUGCCAUCGCCAAGGCAUUGUCAGACCGAACAAAAGAGUUAAAUGAAGCUAAAUUAACAUUCCGUGGGGUUAAUAUUGAUCCGAAAACAGUAUCACUUCCUGAGUUGUGUGAGGCGAACUGCAACCAUUGCGUGCUGAAAGAUGGAAUAGCCAUUUGCAGAACGGAUCCAAGCAACUGGACUCUAGAGAUAGUAGUAGGAACUGCUAUUGGAAGUGCUGCCCUUCUGAUAAUACUGUUGCUUGUUGUUGGUUGUCUUCUUCGACGGUGGAAAAAUGGACAAAUUGAGAAACGACUUGGCGCCAGGUCCGGACCAACUUCUAAGAGUAAGGAAGGAAAGACGAACAAGAGCAUUUACCCUGGCAAUAGUGUGAACGCCCCUACACCAGGUCACUCGAGUGAAGAGCGCUAUCUCACGUGGAGAAGUAUGCUUUCAUCUACGAACACGUACGAAGAGAUUCGUCACAUACCACGUCCAAAGCAAGCGUUGGCAGUAAAUGACAUGUUUACGUGACUUCACAAUGAUGAUCGUUUAAAACGUUAACUUUGUAAUAAUCACCUUUUAAGCAGAAUAUUAUUGGUAUCGUGUUUCAGUGUUUGAUACAUGAAAUGAUAGUAUGUUCAACAUAUAUACCACCAUGUGCUAUACUCCAAGGACUUUAUAUUACAGUUAUGUCUAUUUUUAUUACUUUGAACCAAAAGUUACUCUCAGACUUUUCAAAUGCACCCUGCUGUUCACUGAAAUAAUUUGUACGUGACUGUUUACCAACGUUUUCAUUAAUCAUUUCAUUUGAUCAAUUACAUGAAAUGUGUUUCAGCGAUUAAAUAGAACUUAAUUCAGAAUAUCACUUGGACUUUUGAAAUUAAACACACUUGUUUAGAAACCCCACAUAGAAUCAAUCACUUCCGUUGUCUUCUCAUUCUUCACCAGGUAAUCUUGUUAAUCAGAAUCACAGCCCAUCGUUGUAUCACUUGUGUUUGCUAUUCAUAUUUCACCAUGUAUUCUUGUAAUCAGAGCAACAGCAACAUACUUUAUCACCUUCGUCAGCUGUUUAAAUCUUUAAUGGUAUCUGAUACUCUUGUUAAUCAGAAUCACAGCCAUCGCUGAAUCACUCGUGUUUGCUGUUCAUAUUUCACCAGGUAUGCUUGAAAUCAGAGCAAAAGCAACACACUUGAUCAACUUCGUUAGCUGUUUACACCUAUAAUGGUAUCUGGUUCAUUUGUUAAUUAGAAUCACAGCAACACACUUAAUCACUUCUUUUACCUGUUCACAGUUUAUCUGGUCUUCUUGUUAAUUAUAAUCACAGCCACAUGUUGAAAAACGUCCGUUUGAGGCUCACACUUGACCUGAUACUGUUGGUACCGAUGUCUGUUUGAUACUUUAUUUGAAACAAAAUUGCCAAUUGAUUUUAUUUAAUUAAACAACUUCCAAUUA
Messenger RNA from Mya arenaria, 2244 nucleotides. RefSeq names its product adhesion G protein-coupled receptor E2-like. Gene Ontology annotation, molecular function: calcium ion binding. The record is from RefSeq and is a predicted model, not a curated record. The transcript is spliced from 13 exons. Bases 1 to 1323 code for a protein of 440 amino acids. Lineage: Eukaryota; Metazoa; Mollusca; Bivalvia; Myida; Myidae.